Molecule: messenger RNA, 8526 nt
Organism: Closterium sp. Yama58-4
Lineage: Eukaryota; Viridiplantae; Streptophyta; Zygnematophyceae; Desmidiales; Closteriaceae
Source: the annotation of a GenBank genome assembly
AUGGCCAGCAGUGGCGGCGGCGGGGGGAGCGGCGGAGGCAGUGCGCGGUCCGUGCGGGAGCUGAAAAGUAUGUUUGGCAAGGCCGCCGCCGCGCCGUCCGCUGCCGCUUACGUCAGCAAGCUGCAGGCCGUCACGGCUAGGGACCAGCCCUCUGGACAAGGUGGUGGAAAACAGGCGGAGGAUUCGCCACUUUCCGCCGCGCAGCAGGCGCUCCGCUCCCCCUCCCCGCUGGCGCUUCCCGUCCAGCGGGACAAAGGGAAUCUGCCCAGCGGCGCACUUCCGCCGAACGCUCGUUCCGCCUCUCCUUCCCCCGUCCCCUCGCGCACCAUUCUCACCACCCCCGGGCAGGCCGCGCCCCGCCCUUCCCAUUCCGCGCAACCUGACGUCAGCAAGGCUGCAACGGUUGCAGACGAGCGGGGAAGCAGCGGAGGGGCAGGGGGGAGAGAGCAGGGGACGGCGAGUCAUGCAGCUGUGGGCCACGCGCAGCCUCCCUGCCCAUUCCGCCUCACGGCCACUCUUUUUAUCCUCUUCUUUCCCGCUCUCCCACGCCACGCGCGCACCUCCCCCGUUUUCCAGUUGAGUGCUGAGCAGGCGGGGCGGUUGAAGCAGGUGGAGGAGAGCCUGGAGGCGACCAACUACGAGGUGGCACUCUUCCAUUCCAGGCCCUGUGCGGCUCAUCUUUCACAUCUUCCCUCCCUUCUUCCCAUCCACCCGGUUCUCUCCAUCCCGCCAGCUGAGCGCGGAGCAGGCGGGGCGGCUGAAGCAGGUGGAGGAGAGCCUGGAGGCGACCAACUACGAGCUGGCGGCGCUGCGGGCGAAGCACAACGAGAAGACUGCGCGGCUCAAGGCGCUGCAGGAGAGCAACGUGACGCUGGAGCACAAGGCCAAGGGGCUGCAGGUGAGGCCGCCACGUGGCGUGUUGCAGGAGAGCCACGUGGCAUGGUUCAGCCUCACUGCUCCUCCCAACCCACCUGCAUACACACUCUCCUCUCAUCCCCCCACCCGCCUUGCCAGGCAACUUUAACAGCAGCAGAAGCAGAAAUCGCUCGCUUCGAGGAGGAGAAGGAGAUGCUGCGGCGGCGGGUGGAGGAGGAGGAGGCGGGGAAGCGAGAGGCAGCCGUGCGGAGCGCUCUGGAGCGACAGCAGGAGGAGCGAAUCGCUCCGCUACAGUCCGCACUACAGACGCUGGAUGCCGCCCAUGAAGGCGCUAUGAAGGAGCUUGUUUUGCUAAGAGAGUCUUUUAAAGCGUCGGUGGAAGAGGGUAAGUAUUUACGAGCUAGGCAGGCGGAGGGGGAGGUGCAAGUGGUUGAGCUAAGGAGUAUGCAGGAGGUGGUUUUAGGGGAUUUGGAAUCGCUGAGAGGUCGGUAUGAGAGUGUGUGUAAGGAGCUCGAGGAGGAGAAGGAGGGGAGGGAGAGGGAGAGGAAGGAAGGGAAGGAGGCGAGGGAGAGAGCUGAGAGGCUUGAGAUGGAAAAGGCGAAGUGGGGGGGGAAGAUGGAGGAGGAGAAGAGGAUGAGGGAGGAGUUGGAGGGGGAGGUGGAGAGGGAGAGGAGGGAGCGAGCAGAGGUAGAGGGGAGGCUGGAGACGGUACGAGAGGAGAGAGAGGCGGAGAGGAAAGCAAGGGAGGUGGCGCAGGGCGUGUGCGAGGGACUGAGGAGGGAUGUAAAGCGGUUGGAGGGAGAGGUGGAGGCGUUGAAAGCAGGGAGGGACGAAGCAGGGAGGUUGCUAGCAGGGGCAGAGGCGGAGAGGGAGGAGGAGGCGAAAAUGGUAGAGCGAGUGAGGGAGGAGAAGGAAGAGAAGGAGAAACAGCUGGGCGAGUUGAGGGAAGAGCAUGGGAGAGUGCAGGGGGAAUUGGAGGGAUUGCGGGUGCAGUAUAAGAGCAAGGAGGUGGCGUUUGAUACCCUUGUGGCAAGCCAUGGUGCCAUGGGUGCUGCUGUGGAGGCUAUGAGGGGCGAGAUGGAGGAGAAGGCUCGGCAGGUGGAGGCUUCUGCCAAGGCUGCGGACGAGGCUCGGCAGCAGAUGCUGGAGGCUCGGGAGGAGCUUGGGAAGGUGCAGGUGGAACUGGAGAAGGUGGUAUGUGAGGUGGAGAGAGUGAGGGAGGAGGUGAGGGAGAGGGAGAAGGAGAUAGAGGAGAUGAAGGGGAGGCAUGAUAGGGAGGUGGCAGUGAGGGAAGAAGAGGCGGAGAAGCAGCUGGGUGCUUUGAGGAGUGAGCUGGAGGAGAGUAGGAAGAAGAGAGAGGAGGCUGCGAUGUGGGAAGGGGAAUUGAGAAAGGCAAGGGAAGAGGUGGAGAGGGCGAGGGAGGAGGAGGAGAGGGAGAGGAGGAAAGCAGAGGAGGAGGUGAGGAGGUUGGAGGAGGAGGUGGGGAGAGAGAGGGAGGAGCGGAGGAGCGAGGUGGAGGGAUUGAGGGAGGCGCAGGAGCAGUUGGAGGAGAGGAGGAAGGAGGCUGAGGGCGAGGCGAAGAGGAUGAAUGAGGAGGUUGAGAGGCUGAAGGGGGAGUGUGAGGAGAGGAGGAAGGAGGGUGAGGAAAGGAGGAGGGGAGUGGAGGAGAAGUGUGAGGAGGUGAAGGUGCUGAAGGGUGAGUUGGAGGAGCUGAAAAGGGAAAUGGAGGGAUUGAGAGAGAGAUUGGAAGAGAGGGAGAGAGAGUUGGAGCGAGUGAGGGGGGAGUUGGAAGGAGUGAGAUGGGAGAAGGAGGAGGGGAGGAAGAGAGAGGAGGAGCUGAGGGGACAGCUGGAAGCAGCGAAGGUGGAAGCUUCGAGGAAGGAGGCGGAGCUGCUGGUGCGAGUGGAAGAGGCAGGGAAGGGGAGAGAGGCGGCAGAGAGGGCUGGGGAGGAGAGGGGGCGGGAGAGGGAUGAGAUGAAGGAGGCUCUGUGGGUGGAGAAGGGGAAGGUGGAGGUGGGGGAGGAGAUAGUGAGGGGGUUAGAGAGGGAGAUUGAAGAGGUGAGGAGGGGGAGGGAAGAGAUGGGCGAGAGGGUGGGGCAGCUGGAGACGCGAUUGGAGGAGGCUGGUGCUGAGCUGGCAGCAGCGCAGGCUGAUGUGGCGAAGAAAGUGGAUGAGGUGGCAAGGUUGACGGCUGAGGUGGACUCGAAGGGGGUUGAGGUGGAUGGAGUGAGGAAGGAGUGGGAGAGGGAGAAAGAAGAGCACAGGGAGACACGAGAAGGCCUGGAGAUUGUAAGAGAAGAGCAGAGGGAGGCCAGGGAGGAAGUGGCGAGGCUCAAAGAGCAGCUUGCAGGGAUGGGGGGCGCGAAGGAGGCUCUAGGAAAGGCACACGCGAAGCUAGAGGAGGAGGUGAGGGCAUUGCGUGGAAGGUGGGAGGAGGUGAUGAGGGAGAGGGAGGAGGAGAGGGUCAAGCAUGCCGGUGUGGUGGUGCGGUUGGAAGGGUUGCAGAGGGAUGUGGAGGAGGCGAGAGGGAGAGAGGAGGAGAGGAAGAGAGAGGUUGAGGGGUUGCAAGAGAGAGUGAGGGAGGCAGAGAGGGAGGUUGUGGAAUGGAAGGGGAAGUGUGCUGAGCUGGAAGAGGGGACGAGCCAGGUCAGCGCCAAGCUGGCAAAGGUAGAGGCUGAGCUGGUAGCAUCGCUUGCGGCUGCUCAAGUUACAGCUGCAGAGGUGGCGGGGGUGAGGGAAGAGGCCAGGGUGGCUCGGUCCGAGGCUGAUCAGCUUCGGGAAGAUUUGGCUCGGCAAACAGCCGAGGCUGAGGCUCGGGAAGAGGUACGGAGGGUGUGGGAGAAGAAGCAUAGGGAUGCGGUGGCAGAAGGGGAGGUGAGAAAGCAGGAAGCAGAAAAGGCGGCUGCUGACGCAGACAAGAUGCAAGCUGAGCUGGCGGUGAUGAUGGGUGAGGUGGCAGCUGUGUCAGCCGCGCUGGCAGCUGCGAAGGCUGAGAGUGAAGCGGCGAGGAAGAAGCAGGAGGAGGCGGAGAGGGAGGUGCAACUGGUGCAGGUGCAACUGACAGAUGCACAGAGGGAAAUGGAGGAGGCGAAGCGAGGGGUGGUGGAGGCUAGGAGCGUGGGGGACGGGGAGAAGGGCAGAGCAGAGGUAGCAAUGAGGAAAGCUGCAGAGGCGUGGGAGGAGGUGGGGCGGUGGAAGGGUGCGGCAGAGCGGAGCAAAGCAGAUGUCGAGUUGCUAGAGAGAGAGGUGAAGGGGCGGGAGGGGCGGAUUGAGGAGCUUAGGAAGGAGGUGAGAGAGAGGGAGAGUGAGGCGGAGGUGUUGCGGCAGGAGGCGGAGAGAGGGAGAAAGGAGAUGGAGGAGGUGAGUGUGAGAGAGGAGGAGUUGGCAGCGACGGUGAAUAGGGUGAUUGGGGAGGAGCAGGGGAAGGUGGCUGCGGCUGAGGAGAGAGUGAGGGAGGUGGAGGGGGAGAAAGAGAAGAUGGAGGAGAGAGUGAGGGAGGCUGUUGGGGAGAGAGUGAAGCUUGAGGAGAGAGUGAGGGAGGUGGAGGCGGAAGUGGAGAGGGUGAAAGGGGAGAGGGUGAGGAUGGAGGAGGAGAUGGUGAGUGUGAGGGAGAGGGCUGGGGAGGCAGAGAAGGAAGUGGAAGGGUUGAGAAAGGAGAGGGAGGAAAAGAGGAAAGAGGUCGACGAGUUGAAUGCCAACCUGGCAGCGCUCCGUGCUGAGCUGGCUUCCGUCCGAUCUGAGUUGGAAAGCCGGCAUGCUGAGCUGGAAAAGGUGCGGUCUGAGCUGGCAGCAGCAACUGGAGACCUCGAGAAGGAAAAAGCCGCAGGAGCAGUGGUAGCAGCAGAAAUGGAGGGACUCAAAUCCCUGCACGCGCUACUGCAGGAGGAGCAUGGGCGUAUGGUAUCAGAGCAAGAUAGGCUCGUGGGGGCGUAUGAGCGGGAGGUGCAGGAGAAGGACGAGGUGAAGGCAGAAAAAGCAGCGCUGGUUGCUAAGGUUGCCGAGGCAGAGGUCCGGGCCGAAGCUGAGAAGGAGGAACGGGCUCGGGCGGCUGCCGAGGCUGAGGAGGCCCGGGAAAAGGUCAAGGCUGAAGUGGAGCAGGCUCGGCAGGAGGUGGUUCGGAGGGAGGAGGAGGUGCGGAUGUUGAGGGAGCAGAAGAAAGAGGAGGUUGAAUCGUUGAAGCAGCAACAGCAGGAGCAGCAGCAGCAGCAGCAGCAGGAGCAGGAGAAAGAGAUUCAAGCAUUGAAAAAGGAGGUGGAGGAGUUGAAGCAGCAGCAGGCUGUGGGUGUGGCGGAUGCGAACACGUGGAAGACAGCUACUGAAGUGCAAGCCGCUGAGCUGGCAACGGUCAAGGCUGAGCUGGAAACUGCCCACGCUGAGCUGGCAGAGAUGAAGAUGGAGCGAGAGAGUAAGGAGCAUAAGCUGGCAGCAGCUGCUGACGAGGCAAAGGCGAAAGAAAAAGCUGUGAGCGAGAAAGAGGAAAUGUGCAGCAAGUUGACGAAUGAGGUGGAAUCGCUAAAAUCUGAGCUGGAAACUCGUAACGCUGAGCUGGCAGCACUGACGGUGAAGGACGAGGGGAUAGCAGCGGCAGUGAGGGAGCAGAUGCAGGCUCGGAGCGAGGCCGAGGGGCAGGUGAGAGAAGCGCAAAAGGAGGUGCAGCUGGUGCAGGCUCAGCUGGGGGAGGUGCGAUCUGAGUGUGAGGGACUGAGGGAUAUGAAGAAGAGGCUUGAGAGGGAGGUGGAGGAGGGGAGGAGGGCGAUUGUUGAGAAGGAAAAGGAGGCUGAGAGGAUGGUGGGGGAGGUGGAGAGAGGGAAGAAUGAGGCUGCAAAGGCGGAGGGAAGAGCAGAGGCCCUGCAAGGAAUGGUGGCUGCGCUGACCGUAGAGCUUGGUGCUCUGAGGAAAGAGCUUCAGGAGGAACGGGAAAACGCCUCCUCCCGUGUUUCUGCUGCCGCCGCUGCUGCUUCUGCUGACUUGGCGUCUGCUGCUGCGGUGUCAGAAUCGCUGCGUGCCAGGCUGGCAGCGGCAGAGGAGAGGGAGAAGGAGCUCGAGCGGAGGGCGGAGGAGAGGGAGGAGCAGCUGGUGCGGGGCGUGGGGGAGGGGGAGGCGAGGGCAGGAGCAGCAGUGAGAGCAGCGGAGGAGAAAGCCAAGGAGCUGCAGAGGCAGUUGAGAGAAGAGGAGGCGAAGGUGGUGGCAGCGGUGGCAGGGGCGGAAGCAGCUGCUGCUGAGGUGGCGAGCCUGAAAGCAGAGAUGGGGGAAGUGAAAGCAGAGAUGGGUGAAGUGAAAGCAGAGAUGGGGGAAGUGAAAGCAGCGCUGGGAGCAGCAGAGGGCGAAGUUGAGAAGUUGCGAGGCGAGGUGGAGCGAGCAGCUGGAGAAGGUGAGAUGCUGCGAAGCAAGGUGGAGGCGGCAGAGGGAGAAGCGGAGAAACUGAGAGGUGAGGUGGAGGCAGCACGGGGUGAAGCAGCCACUGCGAGUGCACAGGCAGCAGCAGCGCAGAGGGAGGCAGAGACCGUGAGGGCCACACUGCGAAGCACGGAGCAGGAACUGACUGCAGCGAACACCGAUGCGGAACAGCUUAGGGAGGCGCUGGGGGAGGUGCAGCGGCAGCUGCGUGUUGUGACACGCGUGAAGGAAGCACUGGAGGGCGAGGUGCGCAAGUGGAGAGAGGAGGCGGUGCUGAGGCAGAAGGUGGAGAGCGGGGAGGAGGCCUCCGCCCCUCCCAAGGUCUCCCAUGCCUCUCAGCCCGUGCCCCUGCUCGCCCUGCCUUCCCACUCUGCCACCUCCCCCAGUAGUACCGCCCCUGGGGGGUCCCACCCAGCUCCACCUGCUGCUGAUGACACCGCAGCAGAAGUGGGCUUUAACGCAGACCGUGUUGCUCCCGAAGGGCUCUCUACACCAACACCUGCCCAGGGCCAGAGUCUCGUGGUGCGUGAGGGUGACGUGAUUGGUGGAGGCACUUUGGCAGCUGCUGGUUCGUCUGGUUCGCCUGCUGCUGCUGAUGCCGUGCCAGCCUUGCCAGUCACCCCCCCACCAGUAACACCUGCACCAGUCACCCCUGCCACUGCGCCAGGUCCUCACACCAUCCCUCACUCCGCCACAUCCUCUCGCACCAGCACCCACACUCCCACUCUCGGCUUCUCCCAUUUCAUCCAUCGCUCCAAGACUGACACUGCCCGGGCGCGCCCCUCGUCGGCUGAUUUCACGUCCGCAGUCAAAGCUGUCCGCCUCGUUUCCGCGUUUCGCAGCCCUGGCACAGGCAACGCCAGCCCUGCAGCCCAGGGGAGCCCGAGCCGGAGCCGUAGGCCCGGGAGCCCUGGUUCAGGUGCAGGGUCGAAGGCGAGUGGGAGUGGGGGAGGGACGCUGAGAAGAGUGCGCAUGGUGCGGGAGGUAAAGUGGGUGGACGAGGUAGUAGUGGGCACGCCGUACUGCAUAACGCCGGCCUUCAUGCACCGCCUCUUCACGCAUCAUCGCGUCGACUUCAUCAUUCACGGCGACGACCCCUGCCUGCUGCCCGACGGCUCCGACGCUUACGCGGAGGCCAAGCAGGCGGGGCGGUACCUCGAGGUGCGGCGCACGGAGGGCAUCUCCAGCACGGAUAUUGUCGGCCGCAUGCUGCUCUGCGUGGGCAGCCGCACGGCCGCCACCGAGGCGCAGCAGCAGCGGUCCCUGGAGCGCGAGUUUGCCCACACCGGGUCGCCCUCGCCCUCGGAGCAUUGUAACCGCUCUGGAUCGCCCCGUGUUGGAUCGCCGUCGCUUCCGCCUCGGCCUUCCUCUCCGCUCCCACCUCCCCCCAUGCUCUCCGCCUCCCCUGUUCCAUGCUCCCCCCUGCGACCGUCUCUCCUUCCGUCCUCCUCCCCUUCCCAUGCGCCAUUUACUGAAGCCGCGUUGUCACCUGCGCAUGCCCCUGCCGCUCCCCCGCUCCACCGCGACUCUCCCCCAUCCUCCCCAGCCCACCUGUCCAGCUCCCCCGCACCCCUCCCCGCGCACUCCCCACUUUCUCUAGCGCCCGCGCUACCCUCCUCCCCUUCCUGCGCAUCCCUCCCCUCCUCCGCUUCCUCCGGCUCUCUCUGGCCGCUCUCCGCCUCCCCCUCCUCCUCCGCCGCCUCCUCCCCCUUGCUCCCCCCGUCCCUCGCGCCUCUCGCCUCCGCGCGCGUGUCGCGCUUUCUCCCCGCCACCUCCACCGUCCUCGAGCUCCACAGCCAGCAGCCGCGCAGCAUAGACCCAUACGCGCGCGUGGUGUACAUUGAUGGGGCGUUCGACGUCUUCCACAGCGGCCACGUGCAGACGCUACGAGCGGCCAAGGAGCUGGGCACAUUCCUGCUGGUGGGCGUGCACAGCGAUAGUCGCCACGUCGUGCUGGACGCCCCCUGGGUCGUCUCUGAUCAACUGAUAGCAGCGUACAACAUCUCCCUCGUUGUGCACGGCACUGUGGCCGAGUCCAAUCCCCUCUGCAAGGACGAGGAGCAGCGGUACGCGGCAGCGAGGGCGAGGGGUAUGGUGAGGCAGGUGGAGAGCGCAGCAGAGACCACCACUACCACCAUCGUCACUCGAAUCGUUGACAACCACCAUGCCUACAUCCGGCGGCAUGCAAAGAAGGCAGUGAGCGAGCGGCAGUAUAUGGAAGUCAAGCGGGCCCGAGCAGCCGUUGCCUCGUGA